AUGAAUAGGACUUUAGACUUGAGUGAUGGUAGUGACAUAGAAGUUGAUAGUGAUGCAGAUGAUGUGAACUUGUUAGGUACAAACCUGGAAGACGUCGAUAGAGAUCGUAACAACAACGAAACAUUGAAUGAUGACAUUUGGUUGAGGUUUUUUGAUGACGAUCAAGACUACCAGGAUGAUUUCGAGGGGUUUCAAAAUGAUUGGGUGACGGAGAUGUUCAGCCCAAGGUUGCCCAACGGGUAUACUAAGCGUGGUGGUCCAGCAGAACUUCACCCUGAGGAAGCCAGGCCAGCACACUACUUUGACUUGUUAUGGGGCCAAGAUUUCUGGGACAUAUUGGUUGAGGAAACUAACCGCUACGCUGACCAACAGCGAGCUGAAAAUCCCCCAUCCAGGUUUGCACCAAAGUGGACUCCAGUUGACAAACCCACCAUGAAGGCAUUUGUUGGCUUGACAUUUGUAAUGGGCAUCCUCAGGCUGCCAGCAAGGAAUGACUUCUGGCGAACCAGCAAGAGGAUGUUUACAACCUCUUUCAACAGCAUCAUGCCGAGGGAUCGCUUCAACCUCAUCUGGCACUACCUUCACCUGACGGACAACCAGCAACCACAAGAAACUCCUGACAAAUUGCGAAAGAUAAGACCUAUGAUGACCUACCUAAACGACAAAUUCAUGAAUGCAUACACACCCUAUGGAAAUGUGACAGUUGAUGAGAGUAUGGUCAAGUUCAAGGGACGUUUGGGGUUUCGCCAGUACCUUCCGUCAAAGCCAAUCAAGUGGGGAAUUAAACUUUGGGCCCUGGCAGAGAGUACCACUGGCUACCUCCACAGAUUCCAGAUAUACACAGGGAGAGAAGAAGGAGUGCAGGGGAAAGGGCUCUCCCACAGAGUAGUUCAUGAACUCACAAACCAUCUUAGGUUUUCUAAUGUACGUGUUUUCAUGGACAACUUCUACUCAAGUCCCGACUUGUUUACUUCACUAUUGAAUGUUGGAAUUUAUGCAUGUGGGACGGUACGUUCAAAUCGGAAAGGUCUGCCUCCACAACUCCUCCCCAAGAUUGUCAAACUUCCCAAGCACGAGUUCAAAGUGGCCCAGAAGGAUGAUGUUAUGGCUUGCUGCUGGCAGGACACCAAGCCAGUGAUGGUGCUCUCUUCAUUCCAUGAUCCAGAUGCUGUUGGGACCGUCAAUCGAAGAUCGGGGAAUUCACAACAGCAGCGUGUGCGGGUUCCAAAGGCCAUCGAGGACUACCAGCGACACAUGAAAGGGGUGGAUCUGUUUGAUCAGAUGGUGGGAUACUACAUGCCCAACCAUCGAUCACGGAAGUGGUGGCGGCGUCUGUUUCACCACAUGCAGAUGUCUGCUGCACAUAACGCCUACAUCAUUGCACGUGAUAGCAAUCCUGAAGUCAUUCAGCGGGAAUGGCCUCAGUUCCAGGAUUUCGUGGAAGACCUUGCCGAGGACUUGAUAGGAAAUUAUAAGGCUUCUCGUGCAGCCCCAUUGACGAACAUUGAAAACUUGCCACCUGUUCCACGGGAGCAACAUGAAAUAAAAUCAAAACUGUUUGAAAAGAAAAAGUCCUGCAUGGAAUGUCGCUCAAGGGCAGCCGUCGGUGUCCGCGUGCGAGCUACACAGAGCGGAUGCUCAACAUGUAAUCAGUGUUCGAAAUUCGCGGUAGCCCGAUAG
Mya arenaria is the source of this 1680-nucleotide messenger RNA. Its product is annotated as piggyBac transposable element-derived protein 4-like. Lineage: Eukaryota; Metazoa; Mollusca; Bivalvia; Myida; Myidae. The transcript has a single exon. The record is from RefSeq and is a predicted model, not a curated record. Bases 1 to 1680 code for a protein of 559 amino acids.